Molecule: messenger RNA, 1716 nt
Organism: Trematomus bernacchii (emerald rockcod)
Lineage: Eukaryota; Metazoa; Chordata; Actinopteri; Perciformes; Nototheniidae
Gene: tmprss5
Product: transmembrane serine protease 5
Exons: 13
Coding region: 195-1577 (460 amino acids)
Biological process (GO): proteolysis
Cellular component (GO): membrane
Molecular function (GO): serine-type endopeptidase activity
Source: RefSeq, a predicted model, not a curated record
CCUGGACGAACAACAGCCUCAUUCUCUGCUCCACUGCUGACCUCAUUGUCUCUUUGUGAAGGGAAAAUCCAGAGUUGCAUUCUGUUAAAUGGUGCAUCCACUGCGAGAGGGACACAGCUCUCUACCUCCAGCUCAGGCCUGCAGAUGAGCACGGACACCGCUGCCUUUUCCUCAGGACUGUACGACGGGAAAACAUGAGUUUUGAUGGAGACACAUUAUCAGUGAUUGAGAACCCGGCAGCUGUCAGCCAUCCCUUCCAUUCAGAGAAAGCUGCAGGAGUGACGGAGCCCAAGGGAGUGCAGGGCUGGUUGAAAGGGAUUCACCCGACGACUCACGCUCAGAGGCUAGUGAGGCUGCUGGCGGCAGUGUGUGCUGUCGGACUCUUGGGAGGCUUGGCUGUAGGUGUCUGGUUUCUUGUCAAACUUCUGCUGAAGCCUUCCUACUCCCAAAGUCCAGUGGGACUUGGGGACACAAAGGAGACGUCUUUCUGCAACGUAACAGAAGAUAUUUCUAUCUCUGACCCCAGGAAAGUGUUUUACAGAAUCAGCCCGGAGAACUCCCUGCUGGAGAUCCAGCUGGGGAAGCUGCCCACCUGGCUGCCAGUGUGCUACGAGAGGUGGAACUCUUCACUGGGAACGCUGGUCUGCAGACAGCUCGGCUAUUUGAGACUGACCAAGCAUAAAGGAGUGAAUCUAACUGAUAUCGGGCCAAACUUUACUGAUGGCUUUAUACAAAUUACCUCGGAGCACAAGAGCAAUCUGGAAAAUAUGUGGGAAUUCAGGGGGAACUGCAUCACAGGGAAGGUUAUCGCUUUGCAAUGUUUCGAGUGUGGGACAAGAGCGAAACUGCCCAGGAUAAUCGGGGGGGUCGAGGCCACGCUGGGCAGGUGGCCCUGGCAGGUCAGCCUCUACUACAGCAACCGUCACACCUGCGGAGGCUCCAUCAUCACCAGUCAAUGGGUAGUCACAGCUGCCCAUUGUGUGCACAACUACAGGCUACCUCAGGUGUCCAGUUGGGUGGUCUACGCUGGUAUUGUCACCCGCAGCUCUGCGAAAAUGGCUCAGCACACAGGAUAUGCGGUGGAGAAGAUCAUUUACAACAAGAACUAUAACCACAGGAGCCACGACAGUGAUAUAGCACUUAUGAAACUGCGGACACCUUUAAAUUUCUCAGAUACAAUUAGGCCCAUCUGCUUGCCUCAGUACGACUAUGAUCUUCCAGGAGGAACACAGUGCUGGAUCUCUGGAUGGGGAUACACACAGCCUGACGGUGUUCACUCACCUGACACCCUGAAAGAGGCGCCUGUUCCCAUAAUAAGCACAAAGAACUGCAACAGCUCCUGCAUGUACAAUGGAGAGAUCACACCACGGAUGCUUUGUGCAGGAUACACAGAGGGAAAAGUGGAUGCAUGCCAGGGGGACAGUGGGGGUCCUCUGGUUUGCCAGGAUGAAAAUGUAUGGAGGCUGGUAGGGGUCGUCAGCUGGGGGACAGGCUGUGCUGAGCCCAACCAUCCAGGGGUUUACACCAACGUUGCUGAAUUCUUGGGCUGGAUCUACGACAUGAUUGAGACUUACUGAGGGCUGAGGGAGGGUCAGAAAGAAGAAGCAAAGGAUGCUGUUGAUGUUUGAGACAUUUGAAAAACAGAGUUGAUAUUUUUACUUUAAAUGUCCGUUGUAUUAUGUACACAUUAAGACAAUCAAAAGACAUUAUGCAUAU